AUGCCUGUUCAACAGCAUGUUCUGAACUGGCUCUAUAGUGUUCUCACAAGCGAGUACCAUGACGUAAACCGCACAUACAACGAUGUCGCCCAAGCUCUGUCGCAGUACCCAUCGCUGUCACCGCGAACCGAUGUUCACACUUUCGAUACCGGCAUCUCCGCCCUUCUCCUCCACCUCACAGGCACAGUACCGGUCAUCUUCAGAGGCACGACAUAUCGAUUCCCCAUCUCAGUAUGGGUUCCUCACGCAUAUCCCCGAGAGGCCCCUUUGGUCUACGUGACCCCCACCGAGUCCAUGAUGGUUCGUCCUGGCCAACACGUAGAUCCUCAAGGCCAGGUCUAUCACCCUUACCUGGUGGGCUGGUCCGCGUUCUGGGAUCCCUCCACGGAAAGCAGCCGGAGCAGCCCCAGAGCCAAGGCUAUUCUCGCUAUGAUUCUGCACCACCUCUACCGCCAGCCGCCAUCCCUCAACACCCGCACCAUGCUGUGGCGCCGUCUCCGCGAUCAACGGGCGAGCUCCCACCUCGGCCGUCGCAGCAGACACGCCCUGACGUGA
This is a messenger RNA of Colletotrichum chrysophilum, 555 nucleotides long. RefSeq lists its product as uncharacterized. The transcript is spliced from 4 exons. Gene Ontology annotation, molecular function: ubiquitin binding. The record is from RefSeq and is a predicted model, not a curated record. NCBI's taxonomy places the organism in Eukaryota, Fungi, Ascomycota, Sordariomycetes, Glomerellales, Glomerellaceae. Gene Ontology annotation, cellular component: ESCRT I complex. Bases 1 to 555 code for a protein of 184 amino acids. Gene Ontology annotation, biological process: endosome to lysosome transport; protein transport; protein modification process.